This is a messenger RNA of Micropterus salmoides (largemouth bass), 3812 nucleotides long. RefSeq names its product family with sequence similarity 163 member B, genome duplicate a (gene fam163ba). Lineage: Eukaryota; Metazoa; Chordata; Actinopteri; Centrarchiformes; Centrarchidae. The record is from RefSeq and is a predicted model, not a curated record. The transcript has 3 exons. Bases 1096 to 1626 code for a protein of 176 amino acids.
GGCUGCAUACUCCAGGCUGCAUUUACUCACUGAGUCUGCGGGCGCUAAGAGCCACCUCUGAAUUUAAAGCGCAUUUCACUCGUCUCCGCGCAUUGCCGGACGUCGCUCUGCAGGAAUCAGCAAAUGUACGGAAAUCCAAUCACCGUGCAUUAAAUAUACAGUAGCUGCAGACACUUGGUAGCCCUAAAGCGACGACUGCUUGCCAGCUUGUGUUUCGCCAAACAUGAGAUGCAAAGAGAGAAACAUACUGAAGGGAGGAAGGAGAUAGAUGAAUAGAUUGAUAGAAAAGAAAGGGAAGCGUGCAAAAAAAAAAGCCUCGCUUGAUUGGCCGCGGAACACGGAGCAGCACUACAACAAAUAUCUGACCUCGACCUCCUCGGACGGUGGGAAACUGGUUAUUGAAAUGGAGAUGUCGAGCUUUUCUACCACCCCGUCUCCUCCUCCAACACACAUGCUGCUGAGGCUGCUGAUGAUGAUGUUUGCGUAGGAGUGCUUUAUUUUGCGGACAGCCGUUGGUGAACCAGUCCCUACUGUUCAAACAACUCCAGACAAGCGGUGGAUGAAUCUGUGUGUGUAUGUGUAAGUGUGUGUGGCUGGCUGCCUUCUCCAAACACAUCUUUUUUCAGAGAUAUUGUUCUCGGAGCUCGGUUUUUUUUUUUUUUUUUUUUGCGUCUUUGGGGUGUUUUUUUGGUUGUGUUUCUGCCAGUCUGGAAUUGGACAGAAACUGUUUUGCAUGCGAAUUAUGUCGGGGGAAGUAGCCUAGAAGCAAAGAAUACGGCUAUUAGCGUGGACAUUUUUGGCAAAGAACGCCUCAGCUAUUGUAUCUUUUUUUAAUUAACAACCAAAGAGGAUCAGGCCCAGCGGGUCGAGCUUCAUCUCUACUUCGAUAACAGGCACUUCAGUGUUUUGCUGAUUACUUUUCCGACACUGGGGGCUUCUUUUUUCGUUAUUGGUUUCAUUAUUCAGUGACUGAGGUCUAACACAAACUACAACCAGCAGAGGUCGGGACCUGAGCUCCAAGGAGCCACUAUUGCCCUAGAUGUGACCCUGUGAAUUCCUCUUAUCUCUGAAGGGUGUUGAUGGAGAGCCAUUCGAAUGACAGCCGGGACAGUGGUCAUCACUGGCGGAAUUCUAGCGACAGUUAUAUUACUCCUUAUCAUCGCAGUACUGUGCUACUGUAGGCUGCAGUAUUAUUGCUGCAAGAAGGAAGAGUCCGAGUCGGAGGAGGAGGAGCCAGACUUUGCAGUUACCUCCCGCCUCCCGCCAGUCCACUCCAAUCAUAACAUUGUGGCGGCAACGGCCGCCGCCUCCUCCAUCCCAAAUGGCCCCGCCCUUUUCUCCACCCCUCCGCUGGCCAGGAAACUAACACGUUCACAGACCUUCUGUCCAUCCUGUACGCACUAUGAGUUGCCUUUCUACCUCCAGCCCCCUCAGCCGCAGCUACACCAUCAACCAGAUGGAUUGAGGAACGGAGGUGACCGGAUCAGCUACCGCAGCGUCCAGCAGCAGGAUCUGGACCUGCCAGUGCCUGUGAACAUUUCAAACUACCGUAAACCAAACCUCGCCCGGUCGGUAACCAUGAGGGACAUGUUCACACGCAGCUGUAGCAUCAGUACGGAUGUUUAGCUUGGUGAGGCUGGAACUCGGUGUAAGUUUAUGCUUAAAUUAAGUGGGAUGGCCUAGGCCGGACUGGGUUUUUGUCAUCUUGACCAGUUUAGUCCAGUCUAGUAUGGGGUGAUCUAGUCUGGUCUCGUUCUACUGGUCACCUCCUUGCAGAAUGGAGGACUCAGAUGGCUCUCAGGACAGGAUUUUCAAAGGUACUAUGCUCAGGUCCAGGACCUUACACUUGGGCCAAUAUAGAGUUCAAAGUAUUUAAAAAAUGUUAAGUUAUCAAUAACAUGAACUUCUUGGUUUGUUUUGUUUUGAAUAACUCUUUUUUAAUGAUAAGAAUGGAAUUUGUUUUACGAUUUUAAAAUUUUUUGUGUAGCCCUACUUCCUCUGGACUCUACCCAUGUUCUACCCAUGGAUGAAACAUAGACAGAUUCCCGCCAUGUCAAAAUGACAUAAUCAGCAGGGAUUUUCUCUCUGCCAUAGCUGCUACAAACAAAAUAUUAUUAGGAGAAGUCCAGUGUUUCCCUCUCCUGUGAUGGGAUGAUCUGUCUGUUCCUCCAUCUACAGAUUAUAGAGAUUAUAAAAUAUCACCCACCACCAGUGGAGAGACUAGAAGAGGAAGCAGGAUGUCGAGUUUUAGCAGCCACACACAGGCAUUUUACAUAGAUUUAACAUAGGCCAUAAUAUUUUAAAGACAUAAAGGGCUCACAGAAGAAGUAAAUACCUGCUUGUUUUUCCUUUCAUAGAUGCCUCCAGUUUGACGGGAGGCUGGUUUCUCAGAGCAUCUGCUGACAACACAAAGUGUACAUAUAUAAAUAUGUAGUAUACUACACUUCAGCAGAGAAAGACCUCUGUGUUCUUGCCAGCAGGGUGGACCAGGUGCCAAAGGGGGAUGGGUUCUUGUAUUUGUGUGUGCGUGUGCUUGCAUGCAUGUAUGCGUGUGUGUGUGUGUGUAUAACUUGAUCAAUUGUUAUACAAGAAUUCAUAUUCCAUACAAUUAAACACAAUCUGUCCCCCCUAUAUGAACCCAGUGGUGGGUUGCAAUAACAUUUUAAACAUUUAUUGUAAAGGGUGAAGGGAUUGUAUUAGUUUCCGUCUGUCAGUUUUACCUUUAAAUUCAUGUUAGUGCUAAGAAUGACCCAACCAAAUGAUACGACAAACUCUUAGGUGGGUUUGCAGCUAUUUUGUAAAUGUCUAUUUUACUGAUUAAUGCUAUACCACAGAGUCAAGUUGCAGGUGGCAGUCACGUAACUUUACAAAGUGAUAUUCAUUAUAGUUCUUCGCUGAAGUUUCAUUUUGUGGACUGCAUUCCUUGCGCUGUCUCUGAUUUGUUGAUAUAUGGAUUCAUUGGCUUAAGAUUAAUUCACCUUUGAAGGCAUAUCUAUAAAUAUUUAACAGGCAGUAACAUACACUCCAGCCUCUCUCUUCUCUCAACUCGUUGGACUGAGGAAUAUUUGCUCGUGCUAUGAGGUACUCGGAGAAUUCCUUCUUGCGUUUGUUUUUAUUUUCUGCACUUGGCAAACCGGCUGGGCUCGAGGGCUCAUAUUCUGACUGGAGGAAGCAGUGGCUGAAUUUUAUGGACACAAGACACACAUUUAAUGAAUGAAAUUAUUUACUGCUGUGUUUCAAGAAGAAAUGCCAGUGGUUGUGUGAGGGGCUUGAAGCCGAUUGGAUUGUCCCUCUUGGAUCCCCCGCCCCUCAAAAUGGAUGGUAAAUGCUGUUGUACGCCCUCUCUCUCUCUUUCUCUCUUUCUGUCUCUGAUGAUUUUAUCAGCAAUCAUGCUCAUUUAUUUUCCCAAAGGGUCAAAACGUGAGUGAUUUUGUUUUAAGUUUUUCCUCUUGUGACAUGUGCUUCCCUGCAAAUAUACUAUGACACACAAACACAUGCACGCACACAUACACACAGUUCUCAAUGCUAUGCUUUCCUUACUUUUUAAAAAGAAACUAUGUGACAGUUGCACAAGACAUUUAGUGCCAUAAAGAAUUAUAAGAGAAAUGUAUUAUUAUUAUUAUUACAAGUGUUUAUUCAAAUGCAGUGUUGCUUUUACCCUGAAGUAUUUGAAUUACUUUCUUUAUUUUAUGAUCCAUCUGGUUUUUCAGACUCAGUACAGUACAGCAGAAAUGUUUCUGUCCUUGUUUCUAAUGUAUAACUAACACACACAUUGUUGCUAAUAAAAUGGUGUGAAACUCCUUCUGAUAUGG